Molecule: messenger RNA, 1419 nt
Organism: Symbiodinium sp. CCMP2592
Lineage: Eukaryota; Dinophyceae; Suessiales; Symbiodiniaceae
Source: the annotation of a GenBank genome assembly
AUGCCGGUGAGCGCCUUGCAGCGGGCGAAGCGUGUCCUCGUCUCCGUGCUGCUGUCUCUUGCAGCAGCCUACGGCCUGGACUUGAAGCUGGCACGGGAGGCGAGUGACGACGAGGUCACCAAGGCCUUUCGCCGGGUAACACGACGUGUGCAUCCAGACAAAGGCGGCGCUGCCGCCGAUGCACAGCGCUUGAACGCUGCAAGGGAUGCUUGGCUCACCGCUACCACGAACUCCAAGGGCAGGGGCCGGCCGGCCCAGGCAAGCCAAGCACCCGCAGCAGCCGCAGCUGCGCUGGCUCCCGCCUGCGACGGCUUUCGUGUACGCUCCGUCGCAGUCCUGCUGACCUACCAGAGCUGGCUCCUGACAGACAGCGCCGCAACCUGGCAGCGUUUCUUGCAGUUCGUGGAAGGGCAAGUGGCCACCUGGAAUGUGCAACACUGGUCGGCGACCAUGGAGCAAAACGCUUCAGGGACCUGCCACCUGCACCUGAUGCUGCAGUUCAGGUCUGCCGUGGACUGUGGGACCAGCCGCUUCUCCUUUGAAGGCACACGCCCCAACGCUAGCCCCCACGACUACCUCGGAGAAGGCUGGUGCCGCAAGAAGCUCCAGCAGUCCAUCAACCGGGGCAUGUUUUACGUGUGGGCAGAGAAGCUCGGAACGGUGCGCCUGGCUGCUGGAGGCCUCUGCGUGGCCGGCAAUUACGAGCCAUGCUGGACCAAGGCGGCCAUGACGUACCAGGUGCUGGGUAAGUGGCCCGAAACCUUGUGGAAGCAGCGGAAGCUCUCCACAGAACGGUACGAGGACUACCUCUACCUCACACGCGACGGGGUGCUGGCCCGCAAGCGGAACUUGGACGCAGUGCGCGAGCAUGAGGAAGCAGCCGCAGAGCACGCCGUCAUAGAGGCCAACACCGCCCGGCUACGCUCCAACCCAGAGUUGUACCAGCCGUUCCCUCUGGUUCCAGAAGCCCAAGCGUGCCUCGGCACUUUUAAAGAGGACCGGCUUCGGUACCCGCUCCUGGUAGUCUUGGGUGCCUCACAGACCGGGAAGACAGAGUGGGUCAAGUCCCUUUUCAGGAAGCCAUUGGAACUGAAAGUGGGAAGCCUGCAGGUGUUUCCCGAAGCCAUGCGAAGCUUUGACAGACGGGUGCACGACGGCAUCAUUCUGGAUGAUGUUCGAGACAUUGCAUUCCUGUCUGAACAGCAAGACAAGAUGCAAGGGAAGUAUGAUGCCAGAGUGGAGUUUGCAACUACCCCUGGUGGGACGUGUGCUUACAGCAAGUACCUCUUCGCUGUUCCCAUCGCAGUAACCAUCAACAAGAGCACACGCAACCUAGACUUCCUGGACACACAUGACUGGUUGAAGCACCCUAGCAAUCGAGUCCUCCUGAACUUUCCUGACAUCCUCGGCCAGCUCUAG